Messenger RNA from Aspergillus versicolor CBS 583.65, 1452 nucleotides. RefSeq names its product MFS transporter. The transcript has 2 exons. Gene Ontology annotation, cellular component: membrane. Gene Ontology annotation, molecular function: transmembrane transporter activity. Lineage: Eukaryota; Fungi; Ascomycota; Eurotiomycetes; Eurotiales; Aspergillaceae. The record is from RefSeq and is a predicted model, not a curated record. Bases 1 to 1452 code for a protein of 483 amino acids. Gene Ontology annotation, biological process: transmembrane transport.
AUGGAUGUCGAGCUGGCCGCAAUUCAGAGGAAUGCCAGCAAGGACAGCGACCAGUUUCUAAUCGCGUUUGCAGAACCGUAUGACACCGACAACCCCAAGGACUGGCCCACCGGCCGCAAGUGGGCUGUCACCGACGUUCUCGCAACCACUGGCUUCAACCGUAUCAUGGUCUCCACCAUUAUGGCACCUGCACUGCCAAUAAUUGCAGCAGAGCUCGAUAUGAACUCCGCCGAGUCCGCCAUGGCCCUCUCAAUCUACCUGCUGGCGACCGCGAUUGGACCGCUAUUCAUCGGGCCCUUGUCAGAGGUCUACGGCCGGAAACACAUCCUGCACGCGUCUAAUAUCUGGUUUUUGGUGUGGAAUCUGGUCUGUGGAUUUGCAAAGACUAAGCAGGUGUUGAUCGCAUCUCGCUUUCUUGCUGGCUUCGGGGCCAGUGCUAUUUAUGCCCUGGCGUCUGGUGUUCUGUCCGACGUAUGGCGACCUGAGCAGCGAGGUCGCUCUCUUGCUGUUUACUUGCUUAUUCCCUUGCUCGGCGCUGCUGUUGGCCCCAUAAUCGGCGGCUUCAUGGCCGGCCGUACCACCUGGCGCUGGAUAUUCUGGUCCACAUCCAUUUUCCAGGCCGUGAUGAUCCUUGUUUCGUUCAGCGUUUUCCGUGAAACUUACGGUCCGCUCAUUCUCAGGUCUCGAGCCGAGAGACUUCGGCAUGAGACCGGCGAAGGGCGCUACCAAACACUAGACGAGCGGCUCCAUGGACACAAAUCGCCUGGGGAAGUGCUUGGACGAGCCCUGAUACGACCCCUUCGCUUGCUCGCUUUCCAUCCUAUUGUUCAGAUUUCCGCGGUCAUUGCGGCGUUCGACUACGGCAUUCUCUACAUCGUCAUGUCGACCUUCUCGCAGCUCUGGACCAGACAUUACGGUCAAUCGGUCGAGCUCAGUGGACUGCAUUACAUGGCCUGUGCACUUGGUGAGGUAAUCGGCUCUCAGAUCACCUCGAGGCUCAUGGACGGUCUGUACCGGCGUUGGACGGUUGGCUGGGAGCGCCCGCAUACCCCCGAAGCCCGUCUCCCCACAAUCCUAUUCGGCGCGAUCCUCGGCCCCCUCGGCCUCUUUAUGUACGGAUGGGUCUCGGAAUACCGUCUGCAUUGGGCUAUUGUGGAUCUUGGUAUACUAAUAGCCCUGGGGGGUAUACAGAGCAACGGGAUGCCCCUGCAGGCGUAUGUGAUGGAGUCUUACCCGGAUCAUACUAGUAGUGCGUCCGCUGCCAGCCAGUUCUUGCGCAGUCUUACAGCAUUUCUUUUCCCGCUUUUUGCCCCGCACAUGUAUGAGGUUCUGGGGUAUGGCUGGGCGAAUAGUAUUCUGGCGUUUGGCGGUCUUGUCCUCGGGGUCCCGGCGCCUUUUGUGCUGUGGUUCUUUGGGGCAAAAUUGAGGGCGCGCGCGCAGUCUAGUUACUAA